AUAACGCUUAAGUUCUGAAGAAAUCAAUUUUCCAGGUGAAGAUGCAGACUGAGUAACUGUGUAAGUCUGGGGACUGCCCAGGCCGCACAGUUGGAGACCAGACAGCAAUCGCAGGCGCUAAUUUAGUAAUGAGGUCAAUUCUAUUCGUAUCCACUUAACUAAUUAAAGCACAUCCAGAUCUUCUAAUUCCCAGUCCACCACCCUAUCUACACCUUUCCUGCCACGCUGUCGUAUGUGGUCACUGGAUUUAAAAGAUCUUUUUUCUGCUUUCCUGACUCACGUGGCCCUGUUUCCUAAGCAGCCCUUUUUGGCCUUGUUCUGAAGAAUGCUGCAGGAAAAAAAAAAAAGACAAAGUAGAAAUUACUAGCUAUGAAAUGAAGACGUAAAGAGAGGAAAUAGUGUCACGAAGAAAAGGGGGAUAGGGAGCCUGCUCCAUGCAAGCCGCGCUUAAGUCUGGGAAGGAGCAAGUUCAAACUCAAGAGCAGCGUCCGUGCGAACAGGGCUCGGGGCCGGUGGGAAGCCGGUGUUCCUUCCGCUGCGGGACGACUUUCCCCAGCCUCGUUUACACGGACCACGGCCGGGAGGGCGGCGAGAAGCAGGAAGCCGGCGCGCGGACAGCCGGGCGCCGCGAGGGCGCAGGAGGGCCCGCCCGCGCCGAGUCCGCGCCCGCCCGCACGCCGCUCACGUGACGCGGCCAACAUGGCCGACCGGGAAGACGGCGGCCCGGCGGGGCGGGAGCCGGAGUUAGCUCCGGGACCCGGGCCGGAGCCGGGAGAAGAGUUUGAGAUCGUGGACCGCAGCCAGCUGCCCAGCCCGGGCGAGCUGCGGAGCGCGGCCAGGACCCGGACGCCGGCAGAGAGCUGGUCGGCGCCCAUCCUGACGCUGGCGCGGAAGGCCACGGGGAACCUGUCGGCGAGUUGCGGGAGCGCGCUGCGCGCGGCCGCUGGGCUGGGCGCGGGGGACGGCGGCGGGGAGCGCGCGGCGCGCGCAGCUUCUAAGGGGCAGAUGAUGGAGGAGCGCUCCAACCUGACGCACAUGAUGAAGCUCAGCAUCAAGGUCCUGCUCCAGUCCGCUCUUAGCCUGGGCCGCAGCCUGGACGCCGACCAUGCCCCUUUGCAGCAGUUCUUCGUAGUAAUGGAACACUGCCUCAAACAUGGGCUGAAAGUUAAGAAGAGUUUUAUUGGCCAAAGUAAAUCUUUCUUUGGUCCUUUGGAGCUGGUGGAGAAACUUUGUCCAGAAGCAGCAGAUAUAGCUACUAGUGUCAGAAAUCUGCCAGAAUUAAAGACAGCUGUGGGAAGAGGCAGAGCUUGGCUUUAUCUUGCUCUCAUGCAAAAGAAACUGGCUGAUUAUCUGAAAGUGCUUGUAGACAACAAGCAUCUCUUAAGCGAGUUCUAUGAGCCCGAGGCUCUAAUGAUGGAAGAGGAAGGGAUGGUGAUUGUAGGUCUGCUGGUGGGACUCAACGUUCUUGAUGCCAAUCUCUGCUUAAAAGGAGAAGACUUGGAUUCUCAGGUCGGAGUGAUUGACUUUUCCCUCUACCUUAAGGAUGUGCAGGAUCUCGAUGGCAGCAAAGAGCACGAAAGAAUUACCGAUGUCCUUGAUCAAAAAAACUAUGUGGAAGAACUGAACCGGCAUCUAAGCUGCACAGUUGGGGAUCUUCAAACCAAAAUAGAUGGCUUAGAAAAGACUAAUUCAAAACUUCAAGAAGAGCUUUCAGCUGCAACAGACCGGAUUUGUUCACUUCAAGAAGAACAGCAGCAAUUAAGAGAACAAAAUGAGUUAAUCCGUGAAAGAAGUGAAAAGAGUGUAGAGAUAACAAAACAGGACACCAAAGUCGAGCUGGAGACUUACAAGCAGACCCGGCAAGGUCUGGAUGAAAUGUACAGUGAUGUAUGGAAGCAACUAAAAGAGGAGAAGAGGGUCCGACUGGAACUAGAAAAAGAGCUGGAGUUACAAAUUGGGAUGAAAAUGGAAAUGGAAAUAGCCAUGAAGCUGCUGGAAAAGGACACCCACGAGAAGCAGGACACGCUUGUAGCCCUCCGCCAGCAGCUGGAAGAAGUCAAAGCCAUUAACUUACAGAUGUUUCACAAAGUUCAGAAUGCAGAGAGCAGUUUACAGCAGAAGAAUGAAGCCAUCACGUCUUUUGAAGGAAAAACCAAUCAAGUAAUGUCCAGCAUGAAACAAAUGGAAGAAAGGUUACACCACUCGGAAAGGGCAAGGCAGGGGGCUGAGGAACGGAGCCACAAGCUGCAGCAGGAGCUUGGCGGGAAGGUUGGUGCCCUGCAGUUGCAGCUGGCCCAGCUGCACGAGCAAUGCUCAAGUCUAGAGAAAGAGUUGAAAUCAGAAAAAGAGCAAAGACAAGCUCUUCAGAGAGAACUGCAGCAUGAGAAAGACACUUCCUCUCUCCUCCGAACAGAGCUGCAGCAGGUAAAAGGAUUGAAGAAGGAGCUUCGGGAGCUCCAGGAUGAAAAGGCAGAGUUACAGAAGGUCUGUGAGGAGCAGGAGCAAGCCCUCCAGGAAAUGGGUCUACACCUCAGCCAGUCCAAACUGAAGAUGGAAGACAUAAAAGAAGUAAAUAAGGCACUGAAGGGCCACACCUGGCUGAAAGAUGAUGAAGCAACGCACUGUAAGCAGUGUGAAAAGGAGUUCUCCAUUUCUCGGAGGAAGCACCACUGCCGCAACUGUGGCCACAUCUUCUGCAACGCGUGCUCCAGCAAUGAGCUGGCCCUGCCCUCCUAUCCAAAGCCAGUGCGGGUGUGUGACAGCUGUCACACCCUACUGCUGCAGCGCUGCUCUUCUACUGCCUCCUGAGGCCAGCUGGCUGCCUGCAGACCUGUCCUCAGAGCAGAGGGCAGCCUCAGGUACAGUGCCAAACUCUGGGUCUCCAGGGACCCCCAGGGACUUGGGAAGCCUAUGGUUUCCCAAGAGAAUCAAAGGAAGACGAAAUCCUUGCAUAGCAGGCGGUUCUGUGACUGGGGUAGAGCCAGCUCCUCUGGACUGAACCUCUCAUCCAUCCGGCUCUGCUGGCUUUGGUUCAGAUGAACUGCCUGAUUUUGCUACUACUGUCAUUUUCACUUUUCAAACAAGUAACAUAUUUUGCAACAGUUGCACUAGUAUGUAAUCACUUUUUCUCACCCUACCCCACAAGCCUUCAUUAUUGCGCUGUAAACCAUGAAGGGUCUGUCUGCUUUCUUGUCAACCUAUCUGCUGCUCCAUGCCCUUGUCACCACCCAUCAUCGUCCCCACAAUAAAAUCCUUUUUCACUGUCUAUAAGGAAAUAUGCUAGUCAGCCAAACAAAGCCUGUUCUUGGAGGGUUCAGCCAGGCUGAGGGAAGGAGAGCCCUGGUUUUGAACUGACAGCUGUUGUGGGCUAAGGCUGUGCUCCACCCAGGUGAACUAAGGACUGGCUGGAGGGUAACAGACCUCAAACCUGUCGCCAAAACUCAAGUUGGUCACUUGCAGAUGCUCCUCAGCUUCCACUGGAAUUGUGUCCUGACAAACCGUCCGGAGGUAAGAUAAGUCAUAAGCAGGUGUGGUGGCACAUACCUGUAAUUCUUGUGCCACAAUUCUGUAAUUGUGGGAGGCAGACACAAAAAAGCCAAAAAUAAAAAUGCACUCAGUACAUCUUCCUCUAGCCCAGCCUGCCUUAACGGCUAUGUUAUCCCAAGUAUCCCAAGUAUUUUACUGAAAAUUGAUAAAACAUGGUUCUGUGGGUGCUUUCACACCAUUGUAAAGUUUAAAAAUGUAAGUUGAAUCAUCAUAAAUCAAGGCCAACUAUAUAAAUGGGGUUUGAUAUAAAAUGGACACCUGUGGAGAAACAUCUGCCAGGCAGUUGUUUGCCAUACUGAGGUUUGAACUCAGGGCCUCACUUGAGCCACAUCUCCAAGCCCAGUUUGCUUUCAUUUUUCAGAUAGGAUCUUGCAUUUUUGCCUGGGGCUGGCUUUAGACUGCAGUCUUCCUAUCUCUAAAGGUAGCUGGGACAACAGGCAUGCACCACCCAGCACUCAGCUUCUUGAUUGAGGCUGUUGCCUGGGCUGGUUUACACUGUAGUCCCUGAGAAACUGAGUAGCUGUGGGUGAGCCACCAUGCUCUGCAGUGGUUGAACAGGCCAUUUGUGGGGCUGAAGACUGGCUCUCCUAGAGCCCCACCUGAGUGCAUGCAGGCCAAUGGUCUGGGACUUUUAGGAAUAAGUACUGUGGCAUCCAGACAUCAGACAAGCCUGUCUCCCAGGCCUUCUACACUCACACCUUGUCCAUGAACCUCAACCUUCACUUCUCACCAGUUCCCUGCCUAACUGAAUCCAAGCCUUGCUCUCUUCCCCACCUACCACCUAGCACUGGCUAACACGUCAUGUACAGAUUCCAAGUCUGUUGCUUCCUUACACAUCUUUUUGUGGUGGGAAACAGGAAAAAGGUUCUGCAGGGUUAGGCCCCAGGGUCUCACAGCAAGGAACUGUGCAGCCAGGCUUCAAAACCAGGCCUGCCUAGCAUCAAAGCCAUGUUCUAAAGAGCAGAUUUGAACCUACAAGACAGGCAGAUGGAGCGAAAGAGGCUGCAAAGGGCGGCCUUCCUGCUCCAUAACCUGAGCCAAUGUUAGUCUCACACAGAGCCAUUGUAAAGUUUACGAACUGCUCAGUAUUAGUCAUCUGUGCCUUGUUCUCAGGGCACUCAAUUUGGAUUCUAAUUUGCUGGGAGCCUUAGGCAAGUGACUUCACUUCAGAGUCUUAACACUGAUCUACCCACACAAAAAGGAACAGGGUAGUACGUCCCUACUUCAGUGCUGCUAAUUUUAUACAGGCUGGGCCCCAGGAGCUCGUAACUAUAACUCCAGCUACUUGGCAAAAAUUAAGGCCUCAUGUCAACAAGCUGGGCAUGGUGGCAUACCUCUAUAAUCCCGGCUACAUGAGAUGUGGUAGGAUCACAGUCCCAGACUGGCCCAAAUAAAAAGUUUUCUUGGUUUGUUAUCUGCUUCUAACCCCAAACUCCAUCCCCAAGUAAGGAAUGUUAAUAAGCAUCCUUCACAGUGGAUCCAGUUAUCAAUAUUUAGCUGCCUUAGUUGUCAAGGUAACUUUUCAACCCAUAUUCAAACUCUGGAACCUUCCGUCUCUGGUCUGCCACACCACCUUCUCCCAACCUGUCUUCUACAAGUGGUGCUUCUCAAGCACUAGCGUGGGGCUCCAUUAGAUAGAGGUCGGGUAAUGGACCAGGCUGUUUCAAAUGCAGUCCUCUGGGACCAGGCUGUGACUCAGUGGCACAGCACUUGCCUGGCACACACUAGGCACUGGGCACACCCCAGCAGUGCACAUAAGACUGCUGUCACUGCUAACAUGACGGGGCUGCUCCAAAGACUGAAGCAAUUCUGGACUUCUUGGCAGUACUAGGGUCGAAUGGUAGGCGUGUGCUCUACAAUUCGAGUACCUCCGGCACUUUUUUUUUUUCCAGUUUCACCAUGUAGCCCAGGCUGGCCUGCUGGGAUUACAGGUAUGCACCAC
Messenger RNA from Castor canadensis (American beaver), 5488 nucleotides. It is a transcript of the gene Rufy1, whose product is annotated as RUN and FYVE domain containing 1. NCBI's taxonomy places the organism in Eukaryota, Metazoa, Chordata, Mammalia, Rodentia, Castoridae. Gene Ontology annotation, cellular component: cytoplasm; intracellular membrane-bounded organelle. Gene Ontology annotation, molecular function: metal ion binding. Gene Ontology annotation, biological process: protein transport; regulation of endocytosis. The record is from RefSeq and is a predicted model, not a curated record.